AUGAAAGGAAGGAAAGGAAGAUUUACUAACGACCGAGCCUUGGUAUUUGCAGAGGAAGAGGGGACUGUAUAUGGGCAAAUAAUAUGUCCUCUUGGCCAAGGGCAGUUUAAGGUAAGCUGUUCUGACGGGAUUUACAGGACUGCAAAGGUCCGUGGGAGAGAUUACAGGCGGGUUAGAAUGAUACCAGGCGACAUAGUUCUUCUGCGUGUCAGAGAUGGUGAUGAGAAAAGAGCUGACAUCGAUAGGAAAUAUAUGCCAAAGGAAAUCAAGAUACUGAAGGAGGAUGGAGAGAUAAAUGAUGAUACAUUUGCUGCCAAUGACGGAGGCAGUGGAUUGGUUGAGUUCGAGGAGCUUCUUUAG
Encephalitozoon romaleae SJ-2008 is the source of this 360-nucleotide messenger RNA. Its product is annotated as eukaryotic translation initiation factor IF1A. Gene Ontology annotation, molecular function: translation initiation factor activity; RNA binding. Gene Ontology annotation, biological process: translational initiation. The transcript has a single exon. Lineage: Eukaryota; Fungi; Microsporidia; Unikaryonidae. The record is from RefSeq and is a predicted model, not a curated record. The coding region runs from base 1 to 360 and encodes 119 amino acids. Gene Ontology annotation, cellular component: cytoplasm.